UACUCUUUAAUUUGAGACUCUCUCAUCCUCCCCUCUCUCUUCUCCUAAUUAUAUGUACCUUUUCUAAAGAGAGAGAUCUAGAGAGAGAGAGAGAGAGAGAGAGAGAGGCACCAUGGUUGUUGCAGCUGGGUUUUCUCGCUUUUCCUGCUCACUACUGCUCCUGCUAUUACUCGCACUCUCUUUCUCUGAGAGCAUGGGAGGGAAUCUCAACCCUUCAGAUUGCAAUCCGAGGUGCUCGUACAGGUGCUCGGGGACGUCGCACAAGAAGCCGUGCAUGUCGUUCUGCAUGCAGUGCUGCGCCCAGUGCCUGUGCGUGCCGCCGGGCACCUACGGCAACCGGCAAGUGUGCGCUUGUUACAAUAACUGGAAGACCAAGAGGGGUGGCCCCAAAUGCCCGUAAUUUUUUCUCUUUUUUUUUUGAGAAAAAAAAAGAAAAAAUUUCUUUGGAACUCAAGAUGAUCUUCGGAGUAAAUGGAGCGUUCUUAGGUGCUGCUCUUUUUUUUGUUUUUUUUUUAACAAAAUUUUCUUUUCCUAGCUAAUUAAGGAAGAGGAGAUAUUUCAUUGAAAAUGUGAAUCCCCUCUCUAGUAGUGUUGUUUUGUGGUUUCCAGUAUCAAUAAGAUUAGUAAUGCUGUGGCUCGGGGAUACAUGUUCCGGUCAUGAAUCCCCGUAUUAAUUCUAGUUUCUUCGAAAA
Molecule: messenger RNA, 692 nt
Organism: Ananas comosus (pineapple)
Lineage: Eukaryota; Viridiplantae; Streptophyta; Magnoliopsida; Poales; Bromeliaceae
Product: protein RSI-1-like
Exons: 3
Coding region: 113-400 (95 amino acids)
Source: RefSeq, a predicted model, not a curated record